Bactrocera neohumeralis is the source of this 582-nucleotide messenger RNA. RefSeq names its product signal recognition particle 9 kDa protein (gene Srp9). Gene Ontology annotation, molecular function: 7S RNA binding. Bases 96 to 329 code for a protein of 77 amino acids. The transcript is spliced from 2 exons. Gene Ontology annotation, biological process: negative regulation of translational elongation; SRP-dependent cotranslational protein targeting to membrane. The record is from RefSeq and is a predicted model, not a curated record. NCBI's taxonomy places the organism in Eukaryota, Metazoa, Arthropoda, Insecta, Diptera, Tephritidae. Gene Ontology annotation, cellular component: signal recognition particle, endoplasmic reticulum targeting.
UUAGCAAAAAUUGACAUUUCGACUUCCACCUACAUCCACAUUUAAUAUUUGUGAAAUUUAGUUAUUUAUGCGAGUGUUAAUAAAAUCGUGUAAAAAUGGUUUUCGUAAAAAAUUGGGAAGAUUUUGAAAUCGCUGCCGAGUCCAUGUACAUGGCGAAUCCAAAGAACUGCCGAUACACAAUGAAAUACGUCCACUCGAAGGGCCACAUACUCCUGAAAAUGACUGACAACGUAAAGUGUAUUCAAUAUAAAGCAGAAAAUAUGCCGGAUUUGAAGAAAAUUGAGAAGCUGUCAGCGAAUCUAAUGGGACACAUGGCAUCUAAGGAGUAACAUAGUUAAUAGCCAAGUAAACAAUUUUUUUUUUAUUGGGGGAAAAGUGGGCACAGAGUAGAUUAAGUUUAAAUAACAUUGUAUUAAUGUUAGCUUUGUAACCACUUAAAGAGUGGAGUUGUAGACGUAUAAUAACGUCAUAAUCGAAACGUCGCUUUCGAAAACAUUUCCAUGAAAUGCUUUUAAGUUAUUAUAAACCUGUGGAAUUAAAGAUGAACAAUAAAAAUUAUUCUAAUUGUUUUGUAAGCCUAAA